UUCUCUCAGCAUUAUUAAAUUUCUGCUGUUAUUCUAAUUCUUGCUUUCUGGGUUUCGCUGCUAUGUAAUUGAGGAUUUUUAGUGUUCAAUUGCUUGCUUGACUUUGAAAUUGAAGAGACUAUAAUUUGAUUAGAGUCCCUUACAUGUUUGUGUCAGACAGUUAUUUUAUGAAAUUUUUUAACUGGGUAGUUGAUUGUUAUAAUAGUAGAUUGAGCAGUAGGUAUAUUCCCAUAAGUUUUUUGUUUCACUUACCAAAAUGCACUUGAAAACUCUAUUAUUUUUCUGCUACUCAAUGGAGAUUUUGUUAUUCUGCAAUUCAAUUGGUCCUUUUCACUCAUAGUUCUUCCCUUGAUUGUUCUCACUAAUUUAAUUAUACAAGUCAAUCUUGAAUAUGUUCUGAGUAUCUAAUGUAUUUUCUGUCCUCUAUAAUACAUCCUUCUGCACUUUAGCAGAAAAUUUUGGAAAUUUGAGUAGUAUAGUUCAACAACAAAUCUACUUCUAGCACAACAUAAAAGAGAGAGAGAGAACAAAAUCAAAUAAACUCCCAUUUUGCAUUCAUUUCAGACUUUAAUGGGUGAGACAGAUGUGAAAAGGAGAAGUGUGGGUGCUCCCAGUAGCAUGAGAAAUGGAAGACACAAGGCAAUUGAUCCAUCAUUUCUUGUGCAGCUACCAAACAAGCUUCGAAAUUGUUUAAAGCUCAGGAAAUUAGUAAAAGAUAAAGAGGAAGCAACCUCAGUAAGGAAGGAAGAAGGAUCAUCUGCCACUUUGAGGAUUGAUCUUGAGAGGCAAUUAAGAAGUUGGAGAGAAAAUCCUUCAUGGGUUGAUCAGCCUCCAGAGAUAAAGGUCAGUGUACCAAAAGUUUCUCUGUGCAACCUUAAUGUGAAAGUUAAUGUUGGGUUGCCUCCAGCUGCAGUGUAUGAUACAAUGACUGACCCUGACAAUAGAAGAGUUUUCAAAAACAUCAAGGUAAAAUUGAAUUUCUCAUUCUCUAUUCUUUCUUUUCAAUUAGCAAAGUUUGAGGGGAAAAAAAAAGUAAUAUCCAGGAAAGUUCUGCUUGAUGAGGGUCCAAGGCAGGUGGUUGAAGUGGAACAAUCAGCUGUAUGGAAAUUUCUUUGGUGGUCUGGGACCAUUUCAGUUCAUGUUUUAGUCAACCAGAACAGAGAAGAUCUGACGAUGAAAUUCAAGCAAGUGAAAAGUGGUUUCAUGAAAAAAUUUGAAGGAUGCUGGAGAGCAGAACUUGUGUUCAUUGAUGACGGUCUCUUUCAUCCAUUGAAACCUAAAACAUGGGCAGACUAUUAUUCGUGUCCAGGAGGCAAACGAAGAAUAGGAUCAAAGCUGAGCUUGGAGCAGUUAAUCCAGCCAGCACUAGUUCCACCACCACCCAUCUCCUGGUAUCUAAUAGGAAUCACCUCUAGGACCACUGAAAUGAUUGUAAAUGAUCUGCUUGCUGAAGCCGCCAAAAUCAGGGGAGAUUUCAGUACCGCAGGGUCCAAAGGAUCUGAAACAUCUCAGGACUUAUACGAUGAACAAGGAAAUGACAAGUCAUCUGAUAUUAAAGAGAGAUGGGCGCCGCAUAGGAGAAAUGCAAAGAAGCAUCACAGAAGAUUGUUGAGUGCUGAAUGAUCUAAUUAAUUGUUAGUUUUGUUCUGUAUUCUUUUGUAAUAUUGGAACUGGAUAGCAAUAUUCAUCAAACAUCUAUAUCUAGCUAAUGAUCUUUGUUCUUUUUCACCA
Molecule: messenger RNA, 1731 nt
Organism: Hevea brasiliensis (rubber tree)
Lineage: Eukaryota; Viridiplantae; Streptophyta; Magnoliopsida; Malpighiales; Euphorbiaceae
Exons: 5
Coding region: 571-1623 (350 amino acids)
Source: RefSeq, a predicted model, not a curated record